Molecule: messenger RNA, 1338 nt
Organism: Xyrauchen texanus (razorback sucker)
Lineage: Eukaryota; Metazoa; Chordata; Actinopteri; Cypriniformes; Catostomidae
Gene: spmap2l
Product: testicular haploid expressed gene protein-like
Exons: 8
Coding region: 52-894 (280 amino acids)
Source: RefSeq, a predicted model, not a curated record
CUGGUUUCUAUUGUGAUUUCUUUGGGCCGAGGAGGUCUGUACCUGGACAGAAUGGACUCGGUUAGCACAGGUUCUGAAUUGCAUGCCUCCCAAUGGAACAGGAAUGCAUUUCUAGCUCAACCCAGGAACUCUAAGACAGUUUGGGCCACAACACCCUGGGCAUUGACAUGGGGAAACCAGGACUCAAUUUGGCCCGUCUCCCGCUCUGCACUGCGAGCUGUUCCGAGCUCCAGAAUAAAAGCUCUGGCCCAGCACAAACAAGACACUCAGCUCAGGCCACACCCCCUCUACCCCACCACUGCCACUGCACCUAGUGCUACUGUCCAAGAGAUUUUCUCUCAGAUGUCAGACAUCCCCUUCGCAUCUUCCUGUAGGAAAGAGGAAGAGGAGGAGUGGAGAAUGAUGAAGAAGAUUCCCCGGCGUUCCUCCCACAUAGCGCAGUACGAGAACAUCGUCCGUCUAGCGACUCCCAAAACCAGAGUUCGAAGCUCCCAGGAAGUGAGUUCUUCGCACUCAGAGUUGUGUGAGUAUGACUGUCCAAUUUGGCACUUGAGUCCCUGUGUGAGGAAUGCAAUCAUUUCCCCCCGGAUCCUUCAGUUGGCCAACCCCAAAACCAACCACCCCAACUUCACCGGUAACAGACAGAAUGAACCGUCGUUUAUCUCUUAUGCAGCUAAAACAGCCAAGAUGACGCCCAGACUGGAGCUGCUCUCACUUCCCAAACUGAGAGAAAAUAGACACUUCUACGACCAUCGGCGACCAGAGAGUCCCAUCCGACCUGUGUCUAGAGGGGCAAGAAAUGCCACCGUGAGCACUCGGAUCCAAGGUUUAUCCACCCCUAAACCCCUCUCUAAAGACUACAUCCCCCCCAGAGAACCAGCAUGGCGGUCCUAAGAUAAGGAGAGACCACAGAAGUCCAGUGUGAGAAGCCCUGGGAAGGUUUCCGACACAGUUAUUUUAUUUAGCCGUUGCUUUUUUCCCCGUCAUACACACUGGCCGAUUGGACUCCUUGGAUUUCUUCUGGUUUCCUAAUCACCGUCUGGAGUGAUUCUUGACUGAAUUAAAGUAUGACAUUAUUUUUAGCCUUCUGCCAAAACCCGCCUGACUUCUCAAAACUGAGUUUUGUGUUUCUGUGCUUGUGAAGUGUGUCCAGACUCUCUCUUCCUCACAUUCUGUCUAGACAUCUCUUUGAAAGAGGAAAAAACGAUAAAAUAAUCAGCAUGUGGUUUAUAGAUCUCCUCCAGAUCAAUGUUUUGUAGGCUGGACUGCACAGUUCCCGAUGAUUUCACUGUUGUUUUCUCUCGUUUUCUUUUACUUUCGCUUGAUGUAAUAAAAAUA